Molecule: messenger RNA, 201 nt
Organism: Cetraspora pellucida
Lineage: Eukaryota; Fungi; Glomeromycota; Glomeromycetes; Diversisporales; Gigasporaceae
Source: the annotation of a GenBank genome assembly
AUGAUACCUUUCAAAUUAUCAUUCUAUCCAGCUAGAAGAUUAAUAAAAAGUAAUGUCAUAAAAGUAGUAGAUAGUGUUGAAAAAGGAAAAAAAGUGAUUGUUGGAGAUGUGAAGAUGUGUGGUAGUGUUGAAAAAAGUUUGUCUAAGAAGCAGUUGUUAAGAAAAAGAAAUGAUAUUUGUAGUAGAAUUUAUACAUAUUAG